AUGGCCUCGUCCCUCCCGCCCGACCUCUUUGACCAAACCACAAUCAUCUCCCUCCUCUCGACCCUCGCCAUCGUCCUCGUCGCCUACGCCACGUCGCGCCUCGUCCUCCCCCGCGCCACAACCUCCGCCACGCUGCGCUUCCUCUUCAUCUGGCACCUCGCCGACGCGCUCUGCCACUUCAUCCUCGAGGGCAGCUUCCUGUACCACUGCUUCUACUCCUUCAUUCCCGCGGCUGAAGCGGCGGGCAAGGACCUGGUGCCCACGCCGUAUAAUUUCCUCGGAUUGGGGGAUAGCAGGGUCUAUGGCCCGCAGAGCGGCGGGGAUAAUCCGUUUGCGCAGCUGUGGAUGGUGUAUGCGCGGGCGGAUAAGAGAUGGGCGGGAGCUGAUCUGGGCGUCAUCAGUCUCGAGCUUUUGACCGUCUUCUUUGAUGGACCCCUGGCGGUGUACAUCUGCUACCUGAUUGCAAAGGGAAACCCCAAGGCUAGCAUCUGGAUGAUUGUCCUGGCGACUUGUGAGCUCUACGGAGGUUUCAUGACUUUCUGCCCCGAGUGGCUCACCGGCAACAUCAACCUCGACGGCAGCAACUUCAUGUACAUGUGGGUGUACCUGGUCUUCUUCAAUAUGCUGUGGGUCUUUAUCCCGCUGUAUGCGGUUUGGUACUCGAUCAACGACAUCUCAAACGCCUUUGUUGUGCGACAGGCUGUCAGAAGGACGGCGAAUAAAAAAUUCGAUUGA
This is a messenger RNA of Trichoderma atroviride IMI 206040, 735 nucleotides long. RefSeq lists its product as uncharacterized. Gene Ontology annotation, cellular component: membrane; endoplasmic reticulum. The record is from RefSeq and is a predicted model, not a curated record. NCBI's taxonomy places the organism in Eukaryota, Fungi, Ascomycota, Sordariomycetes, Hypocreales, Hypocreaceae. Gene Ontology annotation, molecular function: cholestenol delta-isomerase activity. Gene Ontology annotation, biological process: sterol metabolic process.